AUGGAGGCCUUCAAACAGAUGUUCGAGGCCAAAUGCUCCCAAACCAAGGUCCAAGAUAAGCUCGAAAGGAAGUAUGGACUCAAGUCCGGGAGCGUCGCAAGGUCCGACAACCAGGUCCAGGCCGGCUGGGCCAGCAUGCAAGGGAAGCGGUCCACACAGGAGGACUGUGUGUUCUGCGAGUUUCUCAACAAGGAUGGCACGGAAGUGGGCUGUUUUGGGGUCUUCGACGGUCAUGGGGGCCCUGCCGCCUCCGCCUACGUGUGUGACAACCUGCCCCACAACAUACUGAACCACGACAGUUUUCAUAGCGACCUCUUCAAGGCAGUGGAGGAGGGGUUCAUCAACACUGACCAGAGGUACCUGAAGGAUGACAAGCACAUCACAAACGACGACGGCACGACCGCACUGUUCAGCAUGGUAGUGGGUCAGCGAUUGAUCACGGCGCAUGUGGGUGACUCGAGGGCAGUCAUGCACGACGGUCGGCAAGCUGUCAUGCUGUCGCGUGAUCACAAGCCCAACCGCUCUGACGAGAAGAUUCGGAUAGAGGGCUCGGGUGGCAGCGUCGUCUGGGCAGGCACCUGGCGGGUGGGUGGCGUGCUGGCCGUGUCGCGCUCCUUUGGCAACCGGCUGAUGAAGGAGUUCAUCAUCCCGCACCCUGAGAUCCGGGAGGACAUCCUCAGCGAGGACGCCGUGACGUGGGUUGUGCUCGGCUCCGACGGCCUCUGGGAUGUCAUGUCCAACGAGGACGCCGCGAAGAUGGCGCGGAAGUCCACCAGCCCAGAGGUGGCGGCCCGCAAGCUGGCGACGGAGGCCUACCUGCGUGGCAGUGAGGACAACAUCAGCGUCCUCGUGUGCAGAGUCGGCCGGGAGUGA
Messenger RNA from Auxenochlorella protothecoides, 873 nucleotides. RefSeq names its product putative protein phosphatase 2C 13. The transcript has 7 exons. NCBI's taxonomy places the organism in Eukaryota, Viridiplantae, Chlorophyta, Trebouxiophyceae, Chlorellales, Chlorellaceae. The record is from RefSeq and is a predicted model, not a curated record. Gene Ontology annotation, molecular function: protein serine/threonine phosphatase activity. Bases 1 to 873 code for a protein of 290 amino acids. Gene Ontology annotation, biological process: protein dephosphorylation. Gene Ontology annotation, cellular component: nucleus; cytosol.